Molecule: messenger RNA, 453 nt
Organism: Sinocyclocheilus rhinocerous
Lineage: Eukaryota; Metazoa; Chordata; Actinopteri; Cypriniformes; Cyprinidae
Gene: hbbe2
Product: hemoglobin beta embryonic-2
Exons: 4
Coding region: 1-453 (150 amino acids)
Biological process (GO): hydrogen peroxide catabolic process; oxygen transport
Cellular component (GO): blood microparticle; hemoglobin complex; haptoglobin-hemoglobin complex
Molecular function (GO): haptoglobin binding; oxygen binding; oxygen carrier activity
Source: RefSeq, a predicted model, not a curated record
AUGGUUGUGUGGACCGACCAGGAGCGUGCCUGCAUCCAGGACAUUUUCAGCAAGCUGAAUUAUGAGGAUGCUGGCCCCAAAGCUUUGCACAGGGCCUUGGUUGUGUAUCCCUGGACUCAGCGGUACUUCGCAAGUUUUGGAAAGCUGUACAAUGCAGAGGCCAUCAUGUUCAAUCCAAAGGUGGCAGCCCACAGAGUUGUUGUGCUCCACGGGCUUGACAGAGCCAUGAAGAACAUGGAUGAUAUCAAGAACACCUAUGCCGAACUGAGCGUGCUGCACUCCGAGAAACUCCACGUGGAUCCUGACAACUUCAGGCUUUUGGCCGACUGCCUCCCAAUAUGCUCCAUCGUGAUUGCGGCGACUAUGGGUACCUCUUUCACAGCUGAUGUGCAGGCUGCCUGGCAGAAUUUCCUCGCUGUUGUCGUCUCUGCUCUGCGCAGACAGUAUCAUUAA